AUGGCGGUUUCCGACCAAUUCGCCUCCAUCAUCGAGGCACCGGUUCAGCGGUCAAAUUUUGCGGUGAAACGUCGGAGAAGGCGUAGAAGUAAGACGCCGUCGAAAGAUGAACAUUUGGAGAUCAUUUCAUCAGAAAAUGAGGAAGGAAUGAGAAACGAGAGUCUCUCACAAAAUUACUCCGAAAUAGAACUUGAAACUCAAAUAUCCUAUCUAAGCGAUGAUUCCAGAACAUACCAAGCGGAGAGGAUUUGGGACGAAAGCGUGAUCCGGCAUGCGCUACUGUACAGAGCGGCGCUAAUGGGUAAAUGGGAGGAUGCAGAAGCCAUUUUCAGCCAAGAUUCUGCAGCAAUUGUGUCUAAGAUCAACCUCUUGGAGGAGACCGCUCUCCAUGUCGCCGUCGGCACCGGAAACAAUUUGGAUUUUGUGGAAAAGCUUGUGAAACUUAUGUGUGAACGUUCGCUAUCCCUUGAACUACAAGAUUCACACGGAAAUACUGCACUUGCUAUGGCCGCCAUCGUUGGCAAUGUUGAGGCUGCAAAAAUCUUAGUCAGCAGAAACGAGGAGCUACCUUCGGUGAAGAAUAAGCUCAAUUACUCUCCUCUUCUACUCGCAGCAAAAUAUGGGCACAGGGACAUCAUUUUGUACCUUCUAACCGUAACCAAUGAUGAAGAGGUGUUUACUGCUCAAGCUGGUGCUAGGCUUCUCAACUUUCUCAUUACGUUUGAUUUCUAUGAUAUUGCUCUUGAUAUAUUGUACAGUCAUCCAAUUUUGGCCAUCGAACAAGAUCAUUAUGGGGUGUAUGCUCUACAAAUGAUCGCAGAAAAACCAGACGUGUUUGAGACUGGAACUCAGCUGGGGUUUUGGCAACGCUUACUUAAUCGAUGUUGGUGCGGCAUUGUACGACUGCUUGAUGCUUUCCUGCCCAAGCAAGGCUCAGAUGUGGAAAAUCCUCUUGAAAACUCAAACAAUACAGGGGAGUUGGUCCCAUCAAGUAAAAUCUCUGGGGCUGCUUUACAAUUUCAACGAGAACUACAAUGGUUUAAGGAAGUUGAAAAGUUAGUACAACCUUCAUAUAGAAGUAUGAAAAACAAAGACGGGAAAACACCAAGGAUGAUAUUCAGUGAAAGACAUGAAGGGUUAGUUCAUCAAGGUGAGAAAUGGAUGAAGAUCACUGCUUCAUCAUGCACAGUUGUUGCAGCACUGAUUGCAACAGUGGCAUUCACAGCAAUUUUCACGGUACCUGGUGGCAACGACAACGACCAAGGCAUCCCAAUUUUCCUAUAUAACAAGUCUUUCAUGGUUUUUGCAGCAGCAGAUGCAUUAGCAUUGAUCACUUCCUCUGCUUCAGUAAUGAUGUUUCUAGGAAUACUCACUUCCCGUUACGCAGAAGACGAUUUUCUGAGGGCAUUACCAACAAGAUUAAUUAUUGGUCUCGUCUCGUUGUUCAUCUCUAUAUCUUCCAUGGUGGCAGCCUUUGGUGCAUCCUUUUACCUAGUUCUUGUUCAUCAAAUGAAACUAGUCUGGGUUCCAGUGAUAGUCUUUGCCUUUAUACCUGUUGUCUUAUUUGCUUUGUCGCAGUUUCCUCUUUUGGUUCAAAUGAUUUCUUCCACAUUUGGGCGCAGCAUUUUCGGUUUGCAAAGUAUGGAAGUAUUUCUCUAG
This is a messenger RNA of Benincasa hispida (wax gourd), 1659 nucleotides long. NCBI's taxonomy places the organism in Eukaryota, Viridiplantae, Streptophyta, Magnoliopsida, Cucurbitales, Cucurbitaceae. The record is from RefSeq and is a predicted model, not a curated record.